GAAGAAGAAGAAGAAGAAGAAGAAGAAGAAGAAGAAGUCCAUGGCUAUGUAAUAGUGACCAAUGUGGGCAGGUCUUACUCACUCUUUCAGUUUUAGUGUAAGAAAUUAGAUUCCAAUAUCCCCAAAUCUCCUAAAUUCCCCAAAUGUCAAAACCCUCAUCUCGAAUCUUCCUAGGUCUUCUCCGAUUCCACCGCCACCAACUCUCUCCAACUCCCGCCGCCCCUCUCCGCCGCUCCUACCACCACUCCACUCCUCCUCAAUUCCCCACUCCCCCAAAACCCUUGGGCGGCUUGAGAUGCUUCUCCUUCAAGCCGGACGCCGCCGGCAAUGCGAAGCGAGUGUUCCAGAAGCCGCUGGCGGCGGCGUCGGCGACGUUCUCGCGGUACCAGGAGGCGCUAGGGUUGCAUGUGGAGGCGUUCUGGAAGAGGAACAAUCUGGUGCUGGUGGGAGCUGGAGGCGUUGUGGUGUGUGCGAUUCUCUGGAAGAUCAUGUUUGGUAUUGCCAGCACUUUUGUACACCUCUCCGAAGGGAUGGCCAAGUAUGGCUUCCUUGCUCUCUCCUCCGCCACGGUCGCUUUCGCCGGCCUUUAUCUGCGGUCGAGGUUUACAAUCAAUCCUGAUAAAGUAUAUAGGAUUGCCAUGACAAAGCUCAAUACGUCUGCUGGGAUUCUUGAGGUCAUGGGUGCUCCUCUAACAGGAUCAGAUCUAAGAGCCUAUAUAAUGUCUGGAGGAGGGUUUCAACUGAAAAAAUUCAAGCCAACUCUCAGGAGCAAGCGGUGCUUCCUCAUUUUCCCAAUUCGAGGUUCUGAAAGAAGAGGUCUGGUCAAUGUUGAAGUAAAGAAGAAGAAGGGCCAGUAUGAUAUGAAGCUAUUGGCAGUUGACAUUCCCAUGGCAUCAGGACCCGACCAACGGUUAUACCUGAUUGGGGAUGAAGAAGAAUACAAAGUUGGUGGUGGACUGAUAUCUGAGCUGAGAGAUCCUGUUGUGAAAGCAAUGGCUGCAGAGAAGAUGUUUGAUAAUCUUGAUCAGAUUGAAGAUGAGGAGGAUGCUGAAAGAGAACUUCUAGAGGCAGAACAAAAGCAUCGUGAAGAAAUUGAUAAGCUUGAGAAAGACGGGAAAGCUGGGACACAGUGAAAUUUUCUGUAGAUUUUUAUAUCUUACCCUUUCCAUUCUCUUCUGUUUUGUUUUGAUAGAGGAGUUGUAAAUAAUGCGCGAGUCUUUGACCAAAUUGUCUCAGAUUACAACUGUGGGUUACUUAGCAUUUUUGUUUUGUUUUGUUUUUCUUGCAGAGUUGUUGACAAGGUUUUACUUUGUACCGCAAAUGGCCAGCUUUGGACAUUUCCAAGUUAAAUCACCCCUUGGGGGGCAAUAAAAGAUGACACUUGAAGCGACAAGCCUACCCAAAUUCUUCGCUUCUCGGAUUUGUAAGGUUCACACUGCUCAAGCAUGUUUUACUUUUUUCAAGUGAUUACCAUUGUUUUCUCAAAUCCAAGUUUCUCUUUUUCAA
Molecule: messenger RNA, 1506 nt
Organism: Argentina anserina (silverweed cinquefoil)
Lineage: Eukaryota; Viridiplantae; Streptophyta; Magnoliopsida; Rosales; Rosaceae
Exons: 3
Coding region: 144-1133 (329 amino acids)
Cellular component (GO): intracellular membrane-bounded organelle
Source: RefSeq, a predicted model, not a curated record